CGCCGGCCGGCGGGCCUCCCGCUCACGGGCGCCUGGGCGGUCACCCCCGUGUCCAAGAUGGCAACCGUCAAGUGUGAGCUUAUCGAGAAUUUCACUUCCGAGGAGGCCGUUCAUCACAACAAGGUCUCCAUCAUAGGAACCGGAUCAGUUGGCAUGGCCUGUGCUAUCAGCAUCCUGUUAAGGGGCUUGACCGAUGAACUUGCCCUUGUGGACGUUAAUGAAGACAAACUGAAGGGUGAGACCAUGGAUCUUCAACAUGGCAGCCCUUUCUUGAAAAUGCCGACUAUUGUGUCCAGCAAAGAUUACCUUGUCACUGCAAACUCCAGCCUCGUGGUCAUCACAGCAGGGGCACGCCAGGAGAAAGGGGAGACACGCCUUAAUUUAGUCCAGCGAAAUGUGGACAUCUUUAAAUUAAUGAUUUCCAGCAUCACCCAGUAUAGCCCUCGCUGCAAAAUGAUUGUUGUUUCCAAUCCAGUGGAUAUAUUAACUUAUGUGACCUGGAAGUUGAGUGAAUUUCCCCAAAACCGUGUUAUUGGAAGUGGUUGUAAUCUGGACACUGCCCGUUUCCGUUUCUUGAUUGGGCAGAAGCUUGGUAUCCACUCUGAAAGCUGUCAUGGGUGGGUCCUUGGAGAGCAUGGAGACUCGAGUGUUCCUGUGUGGAGUGGGGUGAACAUCGCUGGUGUCCCUCUGAAGAAUCUGAACUCAGAUAUAGGAACUGAUCAAGAUCCUGAGCAGUGGAAAAACGUUCACAAAGAUGUGAUUGCUAGUGCCUAUGAGAUUAUUAAAAUGAAAGGUUAUACUUCUUGGGCCAUUGGCCUUUCUGUAGCUGAUUUAACAGAAAGUAUUUUGAAGAAUCUUAGAAGAGUGCAUCCGGUUUCCACCAUAAUUAAGGGUCUGUAUGGAAUAAACGAAGAAGUAUUCCUCAGUGUUCCAUGUAUUUUGGGAGAGAGUGGUAUUGCAGACCUUAUAAAGGUAAAGCUGACCACUGAAGAACAGGCUUGUCUGAAGAAGAGUGCAGAAACACUUUGGGAAAUCCAGAAGGAGCUCAAGCUUUAAAGUUGCUUGAAACUACCUUUUUGAAGUUACUGAAGGGAUAGUCGUUAUAGGGUUUUGUAUGUCCAAUUUUUUUUAUAAGUUUGAAUUUCUAGAAGUUGGAAACAGGAAAGGAAGUAGAGUGAGUUACCUGUUUAUUUAGCCCCCCAGCUUUUUUAUUUAGUAUCCAGAUGUCAGGAUGAUUUUUUUUUUCCACAAUGAUUCAGUGAUUGCAUCAAAGAAGGUGUUUUUGUACCACUAAUGUACCAGUACUUGCUCUGUGUGUGU
This is a messenger RNA of Odobenus rosmarus divergens (Pacific walrus), 1320 nucleotides long. Its product is annotated as lactate dehydrogenase A-like 6B. The coding region runs from base 58 to 1056 and encodes 332 amino acids. Gene Ontology annotation, molecular function: L-lactate dehydrogenase (NAD+) activity. The record is from RefSeq and is a predicted model, not a curated record. The transcript has a single exon. Gene Ontology annotation, cellular component: cytoplasm. Gene Ontology annotation, biological process: carboxylic acid metabolic process. NCBI's taxonomy places the organism in Eukaryota, Metazoa, Chordata, Mammalia, Carnivora, Odobenidae.